Messenger RNA from Hyaloscypha bicolor E, 1269 nucleotides. RefSeq lists its product as uncharacterized. The record is from RefSeq and is a predicted model, not a curated record. Bases 1 to 1269 code for a protein of 422 amino acids. Lineage: Eukaryota; Fungi; Ascomycota; Leotiomycetes; Helotiales; Hyaloscyphaceae. Gene Ontology annotation, molecular function: protein binding. The transcript has a single exon.
AUGACCUCUCGUGGCUCACUCAAGGCCACCAUUGUCGGCAUUCUUGGUCGAGCCCCUGCCAUUGCCCCUCCCUUGGAGGCACAGUGGGUUGAGGAGCGAGCAGCUGUCAUCCAAGACCUUCGUCCUCUACAAGUACCAACACAAGAUGAGAGAACCCGCCUCCACGCUAUGCCAACAGAAGUCCUUCGAAACAUCGCACGAUACCUCCCACCAUCAUUCGAAGUAGCUCUGACCUUGACCUGUCGUCUGAUACUCCAUAAAUUGGGUAGUCAGUCCUGGCAAGAUAUCCAUGGCCCUAUAUCCCCUAACCACGAGCUCUACUGGGAAUGGGGCCGUUACUCAUACAAGCCGGAGCGAGGAAUGCUUCUUGUUCUGUUGGACCGCGACAUCAAACACCUCAUCAACUGCUACUUCUGUGAGCUCUUGCAUGAGCCAGCCAAGACUAUGCCAGCACCAGGAAGCAAAGCCAAACCAACAGAACGAUACUGCACAAGAAUCCAGAGGAAUCGACGAUUUGACGGAACUCAUCAACACUUCUUCCAUGUCCUCGAUGACAUCACAUUCUCCGAAAUCCAACAUUCCAUGAAGCUCCAUCUUCGAUUUGGCAGUGGCUGCACCGAUCUGCUUCAACGGCUUUCGAAAACGUCCACUACCCGAAGCCUCCACCGGAAUUCUGCAUCCGCCCAACUGUUCACCCUCGCUCGAGUCAUCGCCGGUCACCUCGUCAUCCGGUCUGAAUAUUACAUCCUCUUACCCUGGUGGAAAGUCAGAUACACGGAUGACAACAUCUUCGAAGUCUUCCAAGCGCUGAAUGUCUGCCCCCACAUCCAUGAAUUCUCGUACAACGGCGCCAUCCGCAAUCUAUGGUUGUGCAGCAAGCUUCACAGCGAACAAAGCAAUUGCCGAUUCUGCGCCAUCAGGAAGAACGCCCCAAAUCGCGGUGUCCCUCGUUUCGUCGCCGCGCCUUGGCGCCAGAGCUGCGAGUAUUGUCACACCGAAUUCCAGAUCGACGUUGCGGCGGCGGGGGUGAAGGGGCUCGCGAUCGCUUUCACUGUUUGGCAAGACUUUGAAGACUGUACUUCGCCGCAUGAGACAAUCUGGAGGGGCGAUUCCUGGGCCUCUGAGGGCUGGCGGUAUGCAGAUUUCGAGGGGGGAAGUAUUAAGGCGGGAUUUGAGGGGCAGGUUGCUUCUUCCAAUGUACCCAACCAUCUGAGAACUUUGCCAGACAGGCCGGUGAAGGAAUGGGGUUGCUUUCUUAAUGUUAAAUGA